Molecule: messenger RNA, 5422 nt
Organism: Dermochelys coriacea (leatherback sea turtle)
Lineage: Eukaryota; Metazoa; Chordata; Testudines; Dermochelyidae
Gene: RBM10
Product: RNA binding motif protein 10
Exons: 24
Coding region: 2574-5348 (924 amino acids)
Biological process (GO): mRNA splicing, via spliceosome
Cellular component (GO): nucleus
Molecular function (GO): RNA binding
Source: RefSeq, a predicted model, not a curated record
GCGGGGAGUGGCCGGCCAAGUGGGCAGCUGGACUCUGGAUAAAAAAUACCCCGAUCUGGUCACGCUAGGGCCAGCAGAGGGUGGAGUCUAGACAGGGGUUGGGGGCUCCCUCUCCCCCAUCGUGCUGGGUGCUGCGCAGACCCUGCCCGGGGUUGGGGGUCCCCCGCCGUGCCGGGCGCUGUACAGACGGCUCCUGCCCGCUAGCUAGGCAGGGGAAAGUCUGGGAAGGGCUGUGGAGGCGCUGAGAGGGUUGGCUUGGUUGAGGUUAGGUGGCAGGUCAGUGCAGAACCGGGGUUUAGUCAGGCCUGGAGGGGGAGCAGAGACAGGUGCCUAGGGGAGGAUGCUCCCUACACCAUGUUCCCUCCCCUCCAGUUCCCCCAUAUCCUGUCUCUGUCAGGGGCCAGUACCAGAUGCUGCUGGGGAAAAGGGGCAAGGAAUUGUGAUGGGAUGACUUGUCUCCUCUUAGCCACCAUUCACAAGAGGUCGGCUUGUGUGGGGGGCUUGCUUUUCAGUUCUGAAGACUUGUUAGAAUUGCCCCACCCUGGAUUUUAAUCCUGCCUCAGUGUCACCUUAUGGCAAUGAGUUUCACAGGCUCUGCGUUUUGUCUCCCUGUGUGACCCCAGGCUGUUGGCUUCAUCUCCCUGGGAUUCAUACAUCAGCAGAAGGGCCUGGUGUCAUGAAGCUCCAGGAUCGGUGCUAUGCCCCAGUUUUUAGACAGUGGGCUGGCACCCCCACUGGUCCUGCUCUGGAUAUGGGUCAGUUUCAACCAGUCCAGACCCCUUCAUUCUACUCCAGGCUCUUACAUGAUACAUGUUUCUAGCUCUGAUCCAAGAGCAAUGUGUUAACCCUUUCACCCCCCACUGGGUAGCAGUGCAAAGUAUGGAGAGAAACUGAGGCACACAUAGGCAUCAAAUUCCUGCUUUGUCACACCUGGUUUGGUGGGAUCUCCAUUGUCCUCUGUCCCGUGCUGGCUCAGACCUGGGAAACUCUGGUAGCUUUAUCCUCUCCCGGCUGCUGCAGGGUUCAACAGCUUGUUCGGCAAAGGAGGAACUGAGGCCUAGAGAAAUGAACAACCUGGAGUUCAGAGGUGCUUGCAGGCAGCCUCACCCACAGCACAGCUGGGACCCCCCUUUGCGGGGAUACCUUGUCAGCGUGAUCUCAGCAGGAAAGUGGGUCGGUGUUGCAGGCUUGGAGCUGAGGGGAAGAGAGACUCCCACUUUCUGUCCAGCUUCAUCCCUGGCAACCUGCGCUCAGCUCCAGAAAGCACGGCUCAUUUGGUUGGAAAGGCAGCGAGCCUGCAGCAGUCCGAGUGGGUAAUCAAACCGCAGAUUCGAACUGCUUGGCAGGGUUCUGAGCCAGUUCCAUAGGUUCCUGCCCCCUCAGUAUCAGUUGUGACCGUUUCACGGCAUCGGUGGAAGAGAGUUGAUCUUGGGUAGACAGGCAGGCUUUGUAUCUUGCAACAGAGACCUCCAGCUGGGCUGUAUAUUGGCAAGCAGGGUGUAGAGAGCCGGGUACCCAGGGUGUGUGUGUGCGCAUGCUGAGAAGAGGAGCUGUGUGUAUGUGCCACACCAUGGUCAGUGCAAUGAUACCCGACCUUCAGGCUAGUUGCAGAGGGACGUGGGCAUCGUCUCAGGAUUCCUGCAAUAGAAAUAAUCAAUAACGACUGUUGGCACAUGAGGAGACCAGCCCCUGUAUGUAGCUCAGGGCAAAGCAAUCCAGGCCCUGGAGGAAUCAAUCUGCGUGGGGGGGAUGUUUUGGGGUUGUGGGUGGAGCUUGGUUAGUGCCCUCCCCCACCCAAUCGGACUCCUCCUCUCACUGCCCAAGAGCCCAGCAAGUUCGCAGGUGUGCAGUGAAGGUAGAAUCUGUAGCCUGGGGGGGCUGAGUCUACAGUUCAGAGCUCGCUACUGCUACUUGCUGGGAUGAAUUAAAUAAAUCGCAGCCUAUGUUGUGUGGGGCAGCAUGGUUGCAAAGCUGGCUCAAGAGGGGUGGGGCCUUUCCCCUCUUGGGGUUGCUGGGUCGGAUCCAGCCCCAGGGCAAUGGGACUGGCUGGUUGCUACCCUUAUGUUACUUGCUGCUAAGGGAAGAAUUGUGUGUGUUACUCUGGGAUUGCAUGCAUCCUGUGCUCGUUAGGUUUGGGAAGUUGGUCAGCUGGCCACCUGUUGGAACACGAUCUAAUCUGGUUUGAUAGUGAGUGAGAAAGCCGGGAUGUAGCUGGCGUCCUACCUCUUUGGUUGGAUCAUGGUGCCAUUUAUUUAUUUUUAGAACUUCAUUUUGGUGUGUCGCAUUGUUUAAAGUUAAAAUAACUCAGGAAACUCUGUACGGCGAAGUCUCGCAGAAAGUCUUACUCUGGUCUUUUCCUGUUGCUACUGCUGUGAGAUAUUAGUGCUCUGAACUAUUUGCCUGGGAUGUGACCUGUCUCCUGCAUGGAACCAGACUGAGGGAUGAAUUCUGAGCUGCUAAGGCUGGUGUGGGGGGGUUCAGGGCUCGUGGACACGGUUGGUGGCAGUGCUGUGUGGUGAGUGCCCACCGAAGAGCCUGGCCUGUUUCAAAGCACUGACCCGCUGCAGGAGGAAAUGGAGUAUGAACGGAGAGGUGGCCGUGGGGACCGGACGGGCCGAUAUGGCGCUGCUGACCGGUCCCAGGACGACAGCAUGGAUGGGCGGACCCAGCGAGACCAUGACUACCGGGACAUGGAUUACCGCUCGUACCCCCGCGACUUCAGCAGCCACGAGGCCGCUAAUGAGUAUGACUCAUCCGAAGAGCAGAGCGCCGAGGAUUCCUACGAGGCCUCCUCAGGGUCGGAGACUCAGCGCAAGCGGGACAGCCCCACCGAGCCCCUGGGUUACCCCGGUGAUGGGGACUACCGCGACCAGGACUACCGGCCCGAGCCAGAGGAGGAGCAGAAGGCCAGCAGCAUCGUCAUGCUGAGGAUGCUGCCCCAGUCCGCCUCCGAGAACGACAUCCGGGCCCAGCUGCAGGCUCACGGGAUCCAGCCCCGCGAGGUGCGACUGAUGCGGAACAAAGCCUCAGGUCAGAGCCGCGGCUUCGCCUUCGUCGAGUUUAAUCACUUGCAGGACGCUACCCGAUGGAUGGAAGCCAAUCAGCACUCCCUCAGCAUCCUGGGCCAGAAAGUCUCCAUGCACUACAGCGACCCCAAGCCCAAGAUCAAUGAGGACUGGCUCUGCAGCAAGUGUGGAGUGCAGAAUUUCAAACGAAGGGAGAAAUGCUUUAAAUGUGGCGUUCCCAAAUCAGAGGCCGAGCAGAAGCUGCCCCCAGGGAGUCGGCUAGACCAGCUGGUGGCGCUGUCGGGCCGGGAGCUGAGUCAAGGCCUGCUGCCCCUGCCGCAGCCUUACCAGGCCUCGGUGCUGUCAGCAACACAGCCCCUGGCCCAGGUGUCGGAGCCCUGUGCUGAGAAUGCCAACGACACCAUCAUCCUGCGGAACCUGAACCCGCACAGCACCCUGGAGUCGAUCCUGGCGGCCCUGGCGCCCUACGCGGUGCUGUCCGCCUCCAACGUCCGCGUCAUCAAAGACAAGCAGACCCAGCUCAACCGCGGCUUCGCCUUCAUCCAGCUGGCUACCAUCGUGGAGGCAGCCCAGCUGUUGCAGAUCCUGCAGGCCCUCCACCCCCCGCUGCACAUUGACGGCAAGACCAUCAACGUGGAGUUUGCCAAGGGCUCCAAGCGGGACAUGGGCUCCUCCGACAGUAACCGAAUCAGCGCCGCCUCUGUCGCCAGCACUGCGAUCGCUGCGGCCCAGUGGGCCAUCUCCCAGGCAUCACAGGGCAGUGAGGGGGCCUGGGCAGCCUCGGAGGAGCAGCCAGCCGACUAUGCCUACUACCAGCAGGAGGAGGUGUACGGCGCGGAGCCGGCCCUCUACUCCCACGCCUACCUGAAGGGCUCCCCGGCCCAGCCCGGCGCCAACGGGGAGGCCGCCGCCACAGGGGUGGAGCCAACCCUAGAGCCUGGCGUGCCGGGUGUCGACCCGCUGCCCGUCCUCCAGAGCUUCCCCCACGCCGCCCAGACCACCGCCGUGCCCGUCGUGUACCAGCCGCCCAGUGGGGCCGAGACUGCAGGCACCACACCGGGCACUGCUGCCACUGCCCAGAGCCAGCCCUACACCAUCGUGUCCCCGGCCGUGCUGAAGCCGGAGACGCCGAGCCCAGCCCAGCAGAGCAGCGCCGCCCUCCCUGCGCCCAGCACCGGCCUGCCCCUGCCCACCCCCCCACCGCAGGAGCCCUACAGCCAGUACCCCGUCCCAGACGUAUCCACCUACCAGUAUGACGAAACCUCCGGCUAUUACUACGACCCGCUGACCGGUCUCUAUUACGACCCCAACUCCCAGUACUACUACAAUGCACAGAGCCAGCAGUACCUGUACUGGGACGGCGAGCGCAGGACUUACGUGCCGGCCUCUGACCAGGGCGCCGACGCCCACAAGGAGGGCUCUGGGGGCAGCGGCAAGGAGGGCAAGGAGAAGAAGGAGAAACACAAGACUAAAACAGCUCAACAGAUUGCCAAGGACAUGGAGCGCUGGGCCCGCAGCCUCAACAAACAGAAGGAGAACUUCAAGAACAGCUUCCAGCCGAUCAGCUCGCUGCGGGAGGACGAGAGGCGCGAGUCGGCCACGGCCGACGCCGGCUACGCCAUCCUGGAGAAGAAGGGGGCACUGGCAGAGAGGCAGCACACGCCCAUGGAUCUGUCCAAGCUGGCCAGCGAUGACAGGCUGAGCCCGCCACGGGGGCUGGUGGCCGCGUACAGUGGGGAGAGUGACAGCGAGGAGGAGCCGGAGCGGACGUCCGACCGGGAGGAGAAACUCACGGACUGGCACAAACUGGCCUGUCUGCUCUGCCGCCGGCAGUUCCCCAGCAAGGAGGCGCUGAUCCGCCACCAGCAGCUCUCCGGGCUGCACAAGCAAAACCUGGAGAUUCACCGCCGCGCCCACCUGUCUGAGCAGGAGCUGGAGGCGUUGGAGAAGAAUGACAUGGAGAUGAAGUACCGGGACCGCGCGGCUGAGCGCAGGGAGAAGUACGGCGUCCCCGAGCCCCCGGAGCCCAAGAAGAGGAAGUACUCCACUGUGAUGCCUGCCACUGUAGACUUUGAGCAGCCGACGCGGGACGGGCUGGGCAGCGAUAACAUUGGGAGCCGCAUGCUGCAGGCCAUGGGCUGGAAGGAGGGCAGUGGGCUGGGCCGCAAGAAGCAAGGCAUCGUGACCCCCAUUGAGGCACAGACCCGAGUGCGCGGCUCCGGCCUGGGUGCCCGUGGCAGCUCCUACGGGGUCUCGGCCGUCGAGUCGUACCGCGAGACGCUGCACAAGACCAUGCUGACCCGCUUCAAUGAGGCUGAGUGAGGCCCUGCCCCGGAGCCUCCCCCUGCGGGGGGGCCUAUGAACUUUUUUUUAAUUAAAGGAGAAAAAUGACUGUG